CAGAGGGGCAGUUCCUCUUUCCUUCCCAAGCGCGGAGGAGGCCCCAGCUCCCAAGGGGCUGAGAAGCUGGAGCAUUGGUGAGAGGGGAGGAGCUGAGCCAGACUCUUACAAGACCCCCGCCCCCACAAGGAAGCAUGAACAGGAAAGACAGCAAGAGGAAGUCCCACCAGGAAUGCUCAGGGAAUACAGGAGGGCGGGACCGGCCCCGGCAGGCCCGGCGCCACAAGACAUGCCCCAGCCCUCGGGAAAUCAGCAAGGUCAUGGCCUCCAUGGCUCUGGGCAUGCUGAAUGAGGGCUGCAGCGAGGACGAGCUGCUGGAGAAAUGCAUUCAGUCCUUUGACUCAGCUGGCAGCCUGUGCCGCAGGGACCACGUUCUCAACAUGGUGCUCGCCAUGCACAGUUGGGUGCUGCCUUCCACGCACCUUGCUGCCCGUCUGCUGACCUUGUACCAGGAGGCCUCAGGGAACACGCAGGAGCUGAGGCGGCUGCAGAUCUGUCACCUGGUCAGGUACUGGCUGACCCAGCACCCUGAGACGGUGCACCAGGAGCCCCAGUUAGAAGAAGUUAUAGGUCGCUUCUGGGCCACGGUAGAGCAGCAAGGCAGCCCGGCCCAGAGGACCCUGGGAGACCAUUCCAACCUCCUGAGCCCGGGUGGCCCCGGCCCCCCAACCCCCAUGAGCAGCCCAGGCCUGGGCAAAAAGCGCAAAGUGUCCUUGCUAUUCGACCACCUGGAGACAGGGGAGCUGGCUCAGCACCUCACUUACCUAGAGUUCCAGUCGUUCCAGGCUAUCACGCCCCAGGACCUGCGGGGCUACGUUUUGCAGGGCUCCGUGCGGGGCUGCCCGGCCCUGGAGGGCUCCGUCGGGCUCAGCAACAGCGUGUCCCGCUGGGUGCAGGUCAUGGUGCUGAGCCGCCCGGGGCCGGCCCAGCGCGCGCAGGUGCUGGACAAGUUCAUCCACGUGGCACAGAGCCUCCGCCAGCUGCAUAAUUUCAACACGCUGAUGGCGGUCACCGGGGGCCUGUGUCACAGUGCCAUCUCCAGACUCAAGGACUCCUAUGCCCACCUGAGCCCUGACAGCACCAAGGCCCUGCUGGAGCUGACUGAGCUCCUCGCCGCCCACAACAACUACGCUCGGUACCGCCGCGCCUGGGCCAGCUGCUCAGGCUUCCGGCUGCCCCUCCUGGGCGUGCACCUCAAGGACCUGGUGUCCCUGCACGAGGCCCAGCCCGACAGGCUGCCCGACGGCCGCCUGCACCUGCCGAAGCUCAACAGCCUGUACCUGCGGCUGCAGGAGCUGGCAGCCCUCCAGAGGCAGCACCCGCCCUGCAGCGCCAGCCAGGACCUGCUGCAUCUGCUCACGCUUUCCCUGGAUCUCUUCUACACGGAGGACGAGAUCUAUGAGCUUUCUUACGCCCGGGAGCCCCGCUGUCCCAAAAGUCUGCCCCCCUCCCCCUUUAAGGCGCCCCUGGUGGUGGAGUGGGCCCCUGGCGUGACGGCCAAGCCCGACAGGGUCACCCUGGGCCGGCACGUGGAGCAGCUGGUGGAGUCCGUGUUCAAGAACUACGACUCUGAAGGCCGAGGCACCAUCUCCCAGGAGGACUUUGAGCGCCUCUCCGGCAACUUCCCCUUCGCCUGCCAUGGGCUUCACCCACCCCCCUGCCAGGGGAGUGGCUCCUUCAGCCGAGAGGAGCUGACGGAGUACCUGCUCCGGGCCAGCGCCAUCUGCUCCAAGCUGGGCCUGGCCUUCCUGCACACCUUCCACGAGGUCACCUUCCGCAAGCCCGCCUUCUGCAACAGCUGCAGCGGCUUCCUCUGGGGUGUCACCAAGCACGGCUACCGCUGUCAGGACUGCGGGCUGUGUUGCCACAAACACUGCCGAGACCAGGUGAAGAUAGAGUGUAAGAAGAGGCCGGGGGCCAAGGGCGAUGCCAGCCCACCAGACGCCCCUGUCCCACCUGCACCAGCUCCCCAGGCCAGCUGGGGCUCCGAGGACAAGCUCUCCUACACACUGUCCCUGGAGCCAGAGACGGGAGGCCACCUUCGCCAUGCAUGGACCCAGACGGAGCCCCCACACCCUUCCCGGGAACCAGAGCCGGUCCCCCUCCCAGCGACGGCCUCGCCACCCGCCCAGUCCUCCAAGCCGGACUCCUAGACACGGCCUUGGUCUCUUCUCUCUCCCCUCCCCCGAUGAGGAAACUGAGGCCCAGUGAGGUUAAGCUGCCCGCGGAGGCCGGACUCAAACCCAGGUCUUUGUCUCCCUCUAAAGUGCGCUACACUGACAGCACGGAUCAGGAGGGGGAGGGGACAGGGUGGGCCGAGUUCCAAACUCUGGGGUUCCAGAGACAGAAGGCUAGAGAAGGGAUGAACGGGGACCCUGUGGACACCGGAGUCAGAUCACAUGCCUCCCCUACUCAGAGCCGUCCAGUGGCUCCAUCUCUCAGGGAAAAAGCCAGAGCCCUCCCUGUGGCCCGCCCCACACGACCUACCCCAUCACCUCUCCGACCUCACCUCCCACCACUCGCCCCCUUACUCAUCCUGCUUCCACUACUCUGGUCUCGAUGGUCCCUGAACAUGCCAAAAAUACUCCUACCUCAGAGCCUUUGCACUGGCCAUUCCCUCUGUCUGGAACACUCUUCCCCAGAUGCCCACAUGGCUCCUUCUUUGGGACUUAGCUCAAGUGUCACCUUCUCAGCGAGGCCUCUGCGACUGUGCUCACAGUUGCAAUCCUCCCCAGUGCCAAUCCUGCCUUCCUGCUUUAUUUCUCUCCAAAGUCCUUUCCCCAUGUGACAAACUAUACUUUUUACCUAUUUAUCUUGUUGAAUGUCCGCCCCUCCUCCCCAGGGAAAUGGCAGCUCCAGGAGAGCAGGGAGCUUAUUCUCUCUUUCACUGCUGUGUCCCCAGUGCCUAGCACAGGGCUGGCGCAUGGUGGGUGCCUGAUAAAUGUUUGUCCCAGCCUGCGUGUCCCCUUCCCCACGCCCACAGGAAGGGAAGGAUGUGUGGCCGAAGAGCAAAGGACUCUGAGGGUCAGAGCAUCAGGGGCCUGUUAUGACACAGACCCCCUAGGCCUCCUCAAACCCGAGCACCCCUCACCUGGCCCCCCAGAGAUGGGUCCUACGGCUGUCAGAAAUUAAAUUUAUUUUCCAGAGAA
Diceros bicornis minor is the source of this 3149-nucleotide messenger RNA. It is a transcript of the gene RASGRP4, whose product is annotated as RAS guanyl releasing protein 4. Gene Ontology annotation, molecular function: guanyl-nucleotide exchange factor activity; calcium ion binding. Gene Ontology annotation, biological process: positive regulation of GTPase activity; Ras protein signal transduction. The coding region runs from base 135 to 2153 and encodes 672 amino acids. NCBI's taxonomy places the organism in Eukaryota, Metazoa, Chordata, Mammalia, Perissodactyla, Rhinocerotidae. The record is from RefSeq and is a predicted model, not a curated record. The transcript is spliced from 18 exons. Gene Ontology annotation, cellular component: plasma membrane.